This is a messenger RNA of Trichoplax adhaerens, 675 nucleotides long. RefSeq lists its product as uncharacterized. The record is from RefSeq and is a predicted model, not a curated record. Gene Ontology annotation, cellular component: mitochondrion. NCBI's taxonomy places the organism in Eukaryota, Metazoa, Placozoa, Uniplacotomia, Trichoplacea, Trichoplacidae. Gene Ontology annotation, biological process: superoxide metabolic process. The transcript is spliced from 5 exons. Gene Ontology annotation, molecular function: metal ion binding; superoxide dismutase activity. Bases 1 to 675 code for a protein of 224 amino acids.
AUGUUAGCCAACGUUCUUCGCCAAUCUUUAGGAAGAAACAGCUGCCAUAGUGCACUGCUCAUCACUCAAGCUAGAAGGAAGCAUGAUUUACCGCCACUGCCGUAUGCUUACAAUGCAUUAGAGCCUACCAUUUCUGCUGAGAUUAUGGAACUACAUCACAGCAAGCACCAUCAAACUUACGUUACCAACUUGAAUGCUGCUGAAGAAAAACUAGCUGAAGCAACAAGCAAAAAUGAUAUCAGCGGAGUCAUUACAUUACAAGGAGCUCUACGAUUCAAUGGUGGUGGUCAUAUCAAUCAUUCAAUAUUUUGGAAAAAUCUAUCCAAUGAUGGCGGCGGACUACCAACCGGAGAGCUAGGCGAUGCUAUUAAUGCCUGUUUUGGAUCUUUUGAUAACUUUAAAUCCAAAUUAUCUGCUGCAACCAUUGCUAUUCAAGGCUCAGGAUGGGGUUGGCUGGGAUAUUGUAAGGAAAGCAACUCUCUUAAGAUAGCUACGUGUGCAAACCAAGAUCCAUUGCAAGCAACGACAGGCUACGUUCCAUUACUUGGUAUUGACGUCUGGGAGCACGCUUAUUACUUGCAGUAUAAGAAUGUUAGGCCUAAUUAUGUCAAUGCAAUAUUUGAUGUAAUUAAUUGGAAUGACGUAGCUAAUAAUUUUCGAAAUGCUAAGGCUUAA